Thunnus maccoyii (southern bluefin tuna) is the source of this 1995-nucleotide messenger RNA. RefSeq names its product nuclear speckle splicing regulatory protein 1 (gene nsrp1). The transcript is spliced from 7 exons. NCBI's taxonomy places the organism in Eukaryota, Metazoa, Chordata, Actinopteri, Scombriformes, Scombridae. The coding region runs from base 73 to 1539 and encodes 488 amino acids. Gene Ontology annotation, biological process: regulation of alternative mRNA splicing, via spliceosome. The record is from RefSeq and is a predicted model, not a curated record.
AAUAAAGACUGAAUGAACUCACUAAAAUAAUUUGUCGAAUCUGCCGUGGUCGUUCACAAACAGCAGAGCAAGAUGGCGGUCCCUACAAAACAGUACGGGCUGAUCUUGCCACAGAGGAAAGGAGCGUCAAAGACAGCAACCCUGCCGAAACCCUCAGUGUUCGGGGAUGACUCUGAUGAUGAGACUUCAGUUGGGGAGAGUCUGCAGAGAGAAGCUGUCAAGAAGAAGAUGAUGAAACAGACACGUUUGGAGAUGCAAAAGGCCCUGGAACAAGACAGCACUGUAUAUGACUACGACUCUGUGUACGAUGACAUUCAAAAACAAAGACUUGAGAGCAACAAGAAAGUUCUUGGAGGGGCAGACAAAAGGCCAAAGUAUAUCCAUCAAUUAAUGAGAGCAGUCGAGGACCGAAAGAAGGAACAAGAACGGCGGGAAGAGAGGAAGAUCCAGAAGGAAAGGGAGGCAGAGGGAGAGCAGUUUGCUGAUAAAGAGGCUUACGUUACCUCCGCUUACAAGCAAAAACUGCUGGAGCAGAAGGAGGAGCAGGAGAGGGAGAAGAGAGAGGCAGAGAUGGAAGCUGCUUUGGAUGUGAAGAAACAAAAAGAUCUGAGUGGCUUCUACCGACACCUGCUGAAUCAGACUGUAGGAGAGGAGGCGAUACCAGAUCGCUCAGCAAACAGAACUCAAACCUCAAAGGUUUCAAAAGACACAGAGACAACCUCACCUGUUCCCUCACCUACAUCCCAUGACAAUAUCCCGAGUUCCUGUAGUGACAGUGAGGAGGGGCAUGAGCAGAAGUCUGGAUUUAGCAAACCCGGGGCUGGCUCUACACACUCAAAACGCCAGUACAGACAGAGGUCGCCUUCAUCAGGGAGCGACGAAGAUAGGGAGAAGGAGAGAGAGAGGGAGAGGGACAGACAAAAGAAGAGCCACAGAGAGCAAGACAGAGACAGAGUUAGAGGGAGGGACAGAGAUAGAAACAGGGGAAGGGAAAGGGAUGACAGGCAUGGAGGAAGAAGAGACGACAGAGAUAGAAGGAAAGACAGGGAGAGGGACAGAGACAGAGGCAGAGAAGAUGACAGAGGCAGAGACAGAGACAGAGAAGAUGACAGAGGCAGAGACAGAGGCAGAGAAGAUGACAGAGGCAGAGGCAGAGGGAAUACAGAGAGGGAAGACAGGCACGGGAAGAGGGAGAGGAGCCCUAAAGACAGAGAGCGGGAUAAGAAUGGGGAAAGAGAAAGGAGGAGGAACCCAGAAGAAGACAAGCGGAAAGAUAAAGAUCGAGUUGAAGACGAGGAGAGAAGGAUGGACCCAGAGAAGGAACUGAAGAGGGACGACAAAGAUCCAGAAAAGAAGGAAGCAGUCGGAGAACAGAGAAAGGAAAAGGAAGGCGAGGAGAAAGAAGAAACGGAGGACAAGGCGAACAAGUUUGCUAAGCGCUGCACUGAUCAGACUGUGAGUUCGGCGAGAGAAAGGUACCUGGCCAGACAGAUGGCACGCUCAACCUGUAAGACCUAUAUCGAGAGGGAGGAGGACUGAGAGCUGUCCAGCUCAUGAUGCAAACAUCCCUGAAACUCAUCCGUAUCUGCAUGGUGUAUUAGAAGAUGAGGCUGACAUUAUUCUAUAUGUCUUGUUGUUAGCAAAUCCCACGAACAAAAACGUUAGAGUUAGAUUAACAAGUUAGUUAAUCUCUCAAUACUUUUUGACUUCUCUACUCUGUGUGUGUUUGUUUUUACUCAAAAUGUGUCUUUAAAAACAGAUCACAAAUAUAUAUUUACAUGUAGCUGGACACUGUAGUUUCUAACAAAUGUUCUUCAAACAGGACUAAAGUGUGCGCUUGUUGGGGAUUUUUUUUUCAGCUGCAGAUGAAUACACUUUUAGUUCACUAUUGAGUAUUUAUGGUGAAGCAAACUAGUGCCCAUGUUCAGCAUAAGGACAGUGAUGCUCAAUUAGAGCUGCAACAAUUAGUUGAUUAUUUGAUAAAUUGAUAGAAAA